GUUGGUUCGUUUGCUUUACACUUUCCAUUCCACGCCAUGACGAAAAAUUCACGGAGUAGGAGUAUUGUGGCUGUGACAGGUCGGUCGUCCAACAGCGAAAUUACCUAAUAAUUCGAUCAAUAAAAAAAUAAAGAUCAUUUGGUAUAUAAAUAUUAUUAUCCGAGGUUAUUUUCUUACCCAGGAUGUUGUAGCACUUGGUCAUAAUAAACUUGACAAGACAACGAUUGUGUAUACUUUAUUAUUAUUUUUUAUUUCAAUGUUGUAUCUGUGUCCUGUCUGUGUCUGUGUGUAAGUCCAAGUGUUGGUUAAUUGUGGAUACGAAAUAACGCCAAAGUAACGCGUGCAAAUUGUACUUUAUUAAAAAACAAAAAGAAAAAAUAAUUAAAUAACUUGUCAGUUAUGGAGAUUGAUGAUGAGUGUUCAGCUGGUGGUGAUUCAAACGCUGAGGAAGAAGAAGAUGAAGAGUCUUAUCAUGGAUCAAGAAGUAAUACAUGUACUAGUAGUUCAAGUGGCAGCAGUUCGUCAUCUGAUAACACUGAUGACAGUGCUGAUGAUCAUGACACUACUGGUUCUGAGACACAUAGUUCUGGUGAUGAUGAUGAAGAAGAUGAUGAUGAGGACGAUGAAGAUGAGGAUGACGAUGAUCAAGAUAAUUCUCACCAAAUUCCAGAUGAAAGUGUCGAUGAAGUUAGAUGGGAAACGUGCAUUGCUGCUAGAAGUAAAAUAAAAUUACCUCAAGAUCUUUGUGAGCAUUCGUCUAUUUUUUAUGAAUUGCUAGACUAUCCUAAUAUUUGGCAUGACUGUUUAACUCAAGAGCAACGUGAUUCUCUGACUCGGUAUUUGCCAACUUUUCCUAAAGAUUGUGAUGUAGCGGCUGAGCAAGAAAAAACUUUGAAAAUGUUAUUUCAACGAGAAAUUAACAGGUUUGGAGUAUCACCACUUGACUCAUUUCAUACUCAUCUUUCGUCCGGUCACUUCAGACCAGACAUAAGAAGAAUGAGACGUUUGGUCCGGAAAGCUCAGAAAAGAAGAUUACUAUUUGAAGAACGUAAACGUACAUAUGAGUUGGCAAACCAGUUGUUCAAAUCACGAGAAAAUUUGUUACUUAAUGCCUACAAACAGGGUUUCAGUCAACCGACGUCACACCGAAUGUCAAAAUUGCAUUGGCGUAAACCAACACCAGCUAUUUUGGAAGAAAAAACUCAAAUGCGUUAUUUAGAAGAAUUGAAUGCCGUUAGAACGGAGCUGGGUAUUGCGCGAUUUGCAGAUACGACCUCAGAGAAUGAAGAAAGUUAUCAUCAGUUUCAAACCCCGAAUGCUAAGCAAAAGAAGAAACGAAAGAGUACGGGAAUUCAGGCAACUCAGAUGCGUACUAAUCAUUUAAAUAACGAUGAUGAAGACAUACGGCCAGUUUUUUCCACACUUCAGCGUGAAGAAUUUACACCCAAUCCUUCAUAUCUUGUGCGUGAAAUAAAUGAAGAUUCGUAUCGCAACAUGCUGAUUGCCCAUAAGGGACGAAGAGCGCGGCAAGAUGUUCAUCCAGAGUUAAAUACUCAAGGUAUUGUUCUGUCAGAAUUAACUCAGCGCGCUCAAGUAGGACAGAAACAUAAAUUAACAUUUAGCAAUCCAGUGCGUAUAAAUUCGUCCAAGAAACGGGUUAAAGUUGAACCAACUUUAUGUCCGCCUGUGAUACCUAAUAAAUUAAUUCCAACUAGCUCACCAAUUAAAACUGAGCUUGAUAAUAGCAAUAAUUAUAUGUAUAAUACAACCGAGGGCAAUAAUCACGUGUUUAAUAAAGAGAUUGAGCCGAAAGUAUGUCAAGAAAUAGUGCGUUCAACAAAUUUCAUGCCUGUAAAAAUAGAACCUACGGAUUCGUAUGACAUAAGUCCGUCACCACCUAAGAAAAAAGUAAAUGCUGUCACUCCAAAGUACAUCAAGCCAGCAGUUGUACCUCCGGUAUCCGUAGCAGAGACAUUGCCGCCACUUCCGGAAAUAAAAAAGGAGCUAGAAGAACUGGAUUAUAUGGGAACGGAAAUAAAAUCAGAAUUUAUACUACCGGAUGAUUCCAAUGUUCCAAGUGAAGAAGAAGAAGAUCUUCAUAGUAAGAAAGAACUUGACUUGGAGAAUAUUGAUAUGAUGCAGAUACCAAUACAGCUGGGUGACGGCAUUGAUAUUCUUGAUGAUGUACAGUGCGAAGACAAUCGUAUUAUAGGUUUGCCGGAUAAAAACAUAUCGAUCACUGCUGAGGAAGAUGAUAUUAGAAUAAAUGGUAGUGGUGAUUUAAUGCAAGAAACUCACACGUGUUUCUUUUCGCUUUUGAGAGACGCGUUUGUUUCAAAAGGCGAGUACCGGAUGAACACAAAUGAAGUUAAAGAUGCGGUAACACUGUGGCAAAAUAAUCCAAUAUCUCCAUUGAAUGACUGGUACUCGCUGUCAAACUCUUGGUCAGCGUUAGUUCCAUCAGCUCUGGGCUUUCUCGCUGGUGAAUUAGUUUGCGGUCAAGAACUAGAUCAUGGAAAAGACCAGGAGUUCGUUCCUUACUUAGAGAACAAAGGCCGAGCUAUUUAUGCAUGGAUUGGGGCUGGCAGAGACUCAGAUUCUCGAUUAUCAAUUCUCUGUACUCAAUUUUUACUGUAUAGGAAUGUACUCAGUACUCCUAAAUUACCGUCAAUUGUUGAUACUGCACCAGCUAUCGUUCCUGUAAAAACAGCAACAGUUCCCGCACUGUAUGGCAAUGGCAAUAAUAGCAAUGGCAGUGGAACGAAUAGUGUGCGCAGUGGUAGUCCAGCUGUUGAGUCAAUUGGAGAUCCUGCGGCUCUGGGAACUAUGACGGAAUCAGAACCACCACGUGCACUGUGUCCUACUGACUGGAAAGUCCGUCUGUCAACGCCAGAAGAACGUGAAGAAUUUCAACGUCAGGAGAGACUGCGUUAUGCAUCACCACACAAAGCAUUUACAUACAAAAUGCACGGUUACGAGUCUGUUGUUGGUCCAGUUAAAGGUAUUUAUCAGCAUAAUAUCGGUGCUGGUCUCACUAAACCACGUGGACACUCGUUACUUGUCGCCGAUCGUCCGAAUUUCGUUACUAUUCUUGCCCUAGUUAGAGAUGCGACAGCCCGAUUACCUAAUGGUGAAGGUACUCGCGCUGAUAUCUGUAUGUUACUCAAGGACUCGCAAUACAUAAAAGAAUACAGUCCAGGUGACGGUGAGAAAUGUAAUGAAAAAGACAAUUAUCUUAAUUCGGUGGUGUCUGGUGCACUUGAUCGGCUUCAUUAUGAAACUGAUCCUUGUGUACGUUAUUAUCCACGGCGUAAAGAAUGGCUAUAUUUACAUAGGGCGCGUUCAGAGUCUGAGUUUGAAAUGUAUCAUCAGCAGCUACAAGGAGUGACCAAGACCAAGAAAAAUCCCGGCGGUAAUUCACGUAACAAAGCUGUGCAACCGAGUCACAAAUUAAUGAAUGGUAAAGAACAAUUGCCCAGUGGUAUCAAAGAGUUGACACCGAAGAAAGAGAAAAAGGUUGCAGUACAAACGCAGUUGAUUAUUAAAAAGGAACCACGAGUAAUUCCUGAGGAUAAAAUUAGAAUAGAUCAAUCAGUUUCUACUGAGCUACCUGUUACAAGUACAAUGCCUACGGCAAUUAUUUCAUCAACUGCGUCUUUGGUAACAUCUAGUGUACCUUCAGUUGUAUUUUCUACCCCUGCACCACUUCCGAGUCCGUUAGUUGAACGUGAUACUGUUGCAGCAGUUGAAAUAAAACCACAAAUACCCGCACCGCCAAUUCCUACGGUUAAAAAGAUAAGUUCUAUCAGCUGUAAGCCAGUGACUGUUGUGAAAACCGCAGCUACUCAGAGUUUAUUGCAGUCGAAUCAACAUUUUCCACAUCAUCAAAUUCAAGUAUCGACUUCUGCUGGUGUACAGACUAUCAGGUUAUCGGGUCCUUCGGUACUUCAGUCAGCACAGACUGUGUCGGCUACAACGUCUAGCGCGGGAACGUCGACGCCGAGUGUUACCGCGAUAUUUCCUACGGCUAAAGUUCAAAAUCAAUCUCAGCCGACUGUCUUGACAAAUCAAACGGGUAAAAGUAUUCUCCAAAAUGCCAACAUUAAGCAGCAGCCGCAGCAACAACAGCCCCAACAACAGCACGUGUUGCCGGGUAAAACUUUGCUGGCUUCACAAAUAAAAUUAGUGAGCUCUGGACAAAUAAAAUCGUUAUUGACGGGCCAUGGUCUUCAAGGUCCUACAAUAUUUAUCAAACAAUCAUCACCAUCAGCCACUCACGCGCAGCAAAUACAGCAACUAAAGCAGCAGCAGCAACGGCAAUUAAAUCAACAGCUCCAGCAGCGACUGGUAAUAAGUCAACAGCAGCAGCAACAAAUCCAGCAGCAACAGCAAGUCCAGCAACAACAACAACAGCAGCAGCACGUGCAGUUACAUCAGCAAACUCAACAAUCACAGCAACAGUCGCAGCCUCAACAGGCGACCAUUCAAAGCCCAGGAAUGCAACGAAUAAUAGCCCAAAUUGGCGGUAAACCGAUAGCUGUACAAAUUCAACAGUCACCUCAUCAUCAACAGCAGCAACAAAAAAUUCUUGCCAAAGUAUUGAGUAGCGGAAGUGGACAGCUCAUCUCCGUUGAAAGUUUACUCGCUCAUAAGGGCCUCAAGCUGGCGACGACAACUUCUCCUACGCAAAUAAAUCGUCAGGGUAAACCAGUGAUUCAAACCCAAUACCAGGUGGUGUCGCAAGCGCAAGGAUCUCCAGGACAAACAAAAAUAGUGAUGAGUUCUCAGCAAUCUUCAACACCUGGUGCUCAGACAGUGCGAAUGGUUGCGGCUCAGUUAGCUGGUAAACCGAUUGUCCUUGCGAGUGCUAAUAAAGGAGUCGUCACGGGAUUAACGAGUGGUAACAGUGUCGUGCUCGGGAAACAGCCGCCGCAACAAGCAGGACAACAGCAGCCAAUAAUAUUACCAAGUCACAUGUUGAACUUAAAAGCUCUGCACGGUUUGAAAGUCAUACCGACACCCGCUGGUCUUAAGACUACCGGCACUGCUGUAUAUGCCCGAGUCAUUGCCCCGACGUCUAUCACAGCCACUCAGACGACUGCUCAGCAGCAACAGCAACAGCAUCAGCAGCAGCAACAACAACAACAACAGCAACAACAGCAGCAGCAACAAACAAUUCAGACGACGCAAACGACGAGAAAUCCGUACAGCACACCGUGAUAAAAAAUAAUUUAAAAUUAUUAAAUUUUUGUUUAUAAAUAAUUGUACAUAUACAGUAGACCAGGUGUCCUUUUAAUAUAAGGCUCAGUGAGCUUUAAGAUCAUUUUGCUACCAGUUAAAAUAAUAAAUAUAUAUUAUUGUGGUAAACAAUUAAAUUAAAACCAAAAAUAAUAAACAAUUAAGACAAUUAGUGGGUGUUAUAGAAAUUUUAAAUAUCAAGAUUUAAAGUGUAGAAUAAAAAAAAAUAUUUUUUUUUUUUAAUAUGACAUGAAAAAAUUUAUUUACAAAUGUGUGUGGUACAUUGUGUGAAUAUAAAAUACAUUUUAUCGCUCGGG
Messenger RNA from Microplitis demolitor, 5555 nucleotides. It is a transcript of the gene NFRKB, whose product is annotated as nuclear factor related to kappa-B-binding protein. Gene Ontology annotation, molecular function: protease binding. The transcript has 6 exons. Lineage: Eukaryota; Metazoa; Arthropoda; Insecta; Hymenoptera; Braconidae. The record is from RefSeq and is a predicted model, not a curated record. Bases 400 to 5220 code for a protein of 1606 amino acids. Gene Ontology annotation, cellular component: Ino80 complex.